Anopheles merus is the source of this 4672-nucleotide messenger RNA. Its product is annotated as fat-like cadherin-related tumor suppressor homolog. Gene Ontology annotation, molecular function: calcium ion binding. The record is from RefSeq and is a predicted model, not a curated record. Gene Ontology annotation, cellular component: cell-cell junction; plasma membrane. Bases 1097 to 4657 code for a protein of 1186 amino acids. Gene Ontology annotation, biological process: homophilic cell-cell adhesion. The transcript is spliced from 5 exons. NCBI's taxonomy places the organism in Eukaryota, Metazoa, Arthropoda, Insecta, Diptera, Culicidae.
CCGACCCGAGCGGGGGGCUUUGAUUCUCGGCUGCGAGUGCGUGCGUGCGUGCGUGCCUGUGCCCCAAACAAAAUAAUCGCCGUGUGGUUCGAUUUUAUCGCGCGCGCCCCGUGUGUGUCGCCAGGUAUUCCGGUUGUGUGCUCGUUGUGUGUGUGUGAUUACGUGCGCGUGUAUUGCUGCAUCCACACAGAGUGGGAUUCUAAUUCGGUUUGGAGAGUGCGGUUGGACCAGAAGGUUUAUGUGUGUGUACGUGUGUGCGAACGGUAUUGCAGGAAGGAAGCGAGAGCAGCGUGUACGUCAGCACGUCAGGUUUGGAAAGAGUUCAGUUCAUGUUUACUGAAGGUGUGCCAAAAAAUAAAUAAAAGCAAAAGCAAGAGAGUUUAAAUAAUCACAUAUCAGCAGCCGUGGGGUAAAAGUUUCCGAGUGUGUAAAAGUGCAGGUUGCAGUGCAAUUAAAAUAAUAAUUUUGUGUGUAUUUUUUCGAAUCUGAUUGUUUACGAAAGAGUUGAUCAAAGCAGAAAAAGAAAAAAAAUCGCGUGAAAAAUCCUAUUUUCCCUCAGUUUUGUUUGCAAAAAUAGUGUGGGUGUGUGUGUGUAAGUGCGGUUUCGUUUGUAUUGUAUCCUUGGCGUUUCGUGUGUUGCUGUGUGUUGUUAGUUCUCGCCGUUUCGCGUGUUAUCGCGUGUGCAAGCGAAAUCUUUUCCUGUUCUGGUGAAAGUUUUUUUUUUCUGGUUUGGGUUUGGUUUUGGCAAAUAAAAAGCUCACGAAAAGGAAGGCGAGUGAGCGAGCGAGGAGUAGGAAGAGAGCAAGAUUGAGCAAUUUGAUAAAUAGAUAAAGGUCACGCAAGGCAGAAAAGGGGUUCAAGCCCGGGCAGCCGGCUACAAGUGGAAGUUAAUUGCAAUUUUCCCUCAAUUGGAAAAGUGCAAGUCGGCGACGGAAGGCGGUUGGUGAUUUAGCAGAGUUUUGGGGAGCGUUUUCGUUCGAGCAUCUAUUAAAGCAACAUCAUCAACAUUAGCCGCUAUUGUAUAAGAAACUGCACGCUGAACAAAAAUAAUAGAUGCUCUGCUGACGUUCGAAGAUGAGUUAACGGUUAGCUGAAGAUGAUACCGGGUGUGGGCGGAGUGCCACGAGCGCGGUUACUUGCACUUCUCCUCCUAGCGCUGGUGGAAGUGAUAGCGCGCGCUCUAGGCGACCCCGCUCCCUACAUCGCCGGCAGCAGCAGCAGCAGCGGCACUUUCCUUGAUGCUGUUGUUGGUGGUGGUGCCGUAAGCACCACUAGCAAUGACGUUACGGCCGAACCGGUCCGCCAUCAGCGUUCGGCAUCGGGCCGGGCGGCGCAACCACCACCGUACAGCUUUCACUUUGCCCACGCGGUGUACAAUGUGUCGAUACCGGAGAACAGCGUCAUCAAGACGUACGCGGUGCAGCCGCCGAACGAGCCGCGCAUGGGCCUGCACGUGACGCCCGACCUGGAGGUGCGGUACAAGAUAGUGGCGGGCGAUAAGGACCGCUUCUUCAAGGCGGAAGAGCGCGCGGUCGGCGAUUUUGUGUUUCUUGCGAUCCGCCUGCGCACCAACAACAUUGUGCUGAACCGCGAGAAAGGUGACAGCUACCGGCUGGAGGUGAAGGCGACCGGGACGCGCCGGGAAGGGAAAAGCCGCACCACGCUCGAGGCGGACACGACGAUCGAUGUGCGGGUGCUGGACGCGAACGAUCUGAGCCCACUGUUCUACCCGACCGAGUACGCGGUCGCGAUAACGGAGGAUACGCCGCUGCACAAAAGCAUCCUGCACGUGGUGGCGGAGGAUGCCGACCUGGGGCUGAACGGCGAGAUCUACUACAGCAUCCUGGACGAGACGGAGCAGUUCGCGGUCCACCCGACGACGGGCGUGAUAACGCUGACGCGGCCGCUCCGGUUCGCGGAACGGGUGCUGCACGAGCUGACGGUGGUGGCGAACGAUCGCGGCAUCGGAUCAACGAGCCGGAAUCAGGCGAGCAAGGCGCGGGUGAAAAUUAAGGUUCUGCAGGUGAAUCUGUUCGCGCCGGAUAUUUACGUACAGGCGCUGCCGGACAUACUGGAAAACUCCAACACAAACAUCUUCGGCAUCGUGCGCGUCACGGACAAGGAUAAGGGUGUGCACGGGCAGAUCAAGAGCCUGGACAUUGUGGACGGCGAUCCGGAUGGGCACUUCCGCAUCAAGCCGACCGACCGCCCGGGGGAGUAUGUGAUCGAGGUGCACCGGUUGCUGGAUCGGGAAACAGCCCCCGCCGGCUACAACCUGACGCUGCGGGCCGUCGAUCGGGGUGUGCCGCCGAAGCAGAGCUACCUCGUGACACCGGUCCGGCUCGCCGACAUCAACGACAAUGCGCCCGUGUUUAAUCGUGAAAUUUACGAAGUGUCGGUGCCGGAAACGUCACCACCUAACACGCCCGUCAUCCGGCUGAAGGUGACGGAUCGGGACGAGGGCAAGAACGCGAAGGUGUUCCUGGAGAUUGUCGGCGGCAAUGAGGGGGGCGAGUUUCGGGUGAACCCGGAGACGGGUAUGCUGUACACGGCCGUGCCGCUGGAUGCGGAGCUGAAGGCGUUCUACACGCUCACCGUGUCGGCGAUCGAUCAGGGCAACCCGGGCACGCGCAAGCAGUCCUCGGCGAAGGUGAAAAUCAACGUGCAGGACACGAACGAUAACGAUCCGAUCUUCGAGACGGCUAAUUUGACGAUCUACGUGGAUGAGAAUGAACCGGCCGGCACCUCGGUAACGAAGGUGACGGCGCGGGAUAAGGAUCUGGGCGAGAAUGCGUACAUCUCGUACAGCAUCGCUAACCUGAACGAUGUGCCGUUCGAUAUUGAUCAUUUCUCGGGGACGGUGCGCACCUCAAAGCUGCUCGACUACGAGAGCAUGCGGCGCGAGUAUGUGCUGCGGGUGCGUGCCUCCGACUGGGGCCUUCCCUACCGGCGGCAGACGGAGAUGCAGCUCGUGAUUAAGCUGCGCGACGUGAACGACAACCGGCCACAGUUCGAGCGGAUCGACUGUCUCGGCCGGAUACCGCGCUACACACCGAUCGGGACGGAGAUCUUCACGCUGUCGGCGCUCGACUUUGACUAUGGCAGCGUGGUGACGUACCGGUUGCUGUCCGGGUUUGAGGACGGUUGCUUCAAUCUCGACUCGGUGACGGGCAUCGUCUCGGUCGGGUGCGAUCUGAACGAUGUCGGUGUGGAGCAGCGCGAGCUGAACGUCACCGCGACGGACGGGACGCACUUUGCCGAUACGGCACGCAUUCAGAUCAGCUUGGUGCGCAACCGGCGAAACCUGGGCGCAAACCUGAAGGCGGAAGACGGCGCUACGUUCGAGUGUCGGGAGACGGGUGUCGCGCAACGGUUGACGGAAAUUAUGGCCGCGGCCGAGCGGAACAAUAUGCCCGGUCGGGAGGCAGGUGCUAGUGGGGGAGCUGCCGAUGAUUUCGCCAUGAUGCCGAGUCGGUACGGGGAGAAUGUGCACGCGCCAGAGUUUGUUGAUCUGCCGCUGGAGGUUAAGAUCAAUGAGUCGGUACCGCUCGGUACGACGAUUACCUGGAUUAAGGCGCGCGAUCGAGACCUUGGCUACAAUGGGAAGCUCGUGUUUGGCAUCUCCGGUGGGGACGACGACUCCGUGUUCCGGCUCGACCCAGACAACGGGGAGCUGAAGAUCAUCGGCUAUCUGGACCGCGAGCGGCAGGACGAGUAUCUGCUCAACAUCACGGUGUACGAUCUCGGCAAGCCCCAGAAAUCCAUCUCCAAAAUCUUGCCCCUCACCAUCCUGGACGAGAACGACAAUGUGCCGAAGUUCGAGAAGUCGCUGGCGAGCUUCCGCGUGACGGAGAACGCCAUCAACGGCACGAUCAUCUUUCGCGUGAAGGCAACGGAUGCGGACCUGGGCCAGAAUGCCAAGAUCACGUACAGCCUGGUGACGGACACGAAAGACUUCCGGGUGGAUCCGGAGACGGGGGUGCUGACCGUGGUGGCGCCGCUCGAUCGCGAACGGCAGGAGGUGUACGAGCUGAAGAUACGCGCCACGGAUGGGGGUGGCGAUCAGAACACGCCCGCCCUGUACUCGGACGCGCUGGUGCGCGUAACCGUCGACGACAUCAACGACAAUGCGCCCGAGUUUGCGGUGCAGGACCUGACGGUGCGCAUACGGGAGGAUGUACCGCGCGGCACGGUAGUGACGGUAGUGUCCGCGAUCGAUCUCGACAGCGGCACGAGCAGUGAGAUUGUGUACAGCUUCGGCGAGAACGGUGACGGGGAGGGCUCGUUCCGGAUCGACAAGCAGUCGGGCACGAUACGGACCGCGCGGAUGCUCGACUUUGAGGAGCGGCAGGUGCACAGUUUGAUCGUGAAAGCGAUCGACCGGGGCACACCGUCCCUGUCGUCGGAAACGUCGGUGAUAGUGGAGGUGAUCGAUGUGAACGAGAAUCGGUUCGCGCCUCAGUUUGAGGACUACGUGCUGACGGGUGCGAUCGCGGAGAACAAGCCGCCCGGUGCGCAGGUGAUGCAGGUACUGGCGAAGGAUGCCGAUCUGCCCGGGCCGGACUCGCGCGUCACGUACUCGAUCAAGGGUGGCGAUGGGCUCGGCAUCUUCACGAUCGACAAUGAAGGUAGGUGGAUGUUUUAUUUGUUUGCUUAGUGUGUAGUUGAUGGA